AUGAGUACAAAUGUGAAUCAACCAGCGCAUUGGUCGCAUUACAUUCAAUUUAUAAUAUUCUAUUAUGGUUGUACGGGUACACGUUGUUGGACUGCGUUAAUUGCCCUAAUUCUACUUAUGGAACGAGCACGUAGUCUGUGCUUUGUAUUACGACAUCAAUUCUAUAUUUAUGCAACUGGUUUUAUAACUCCUGCUGUUGCAAUUAUCAUACUACUGUUUACUUCUUCCGGUCAAACAGUGAUAGAUAUUAACCCAGUUUUUCAAUAUGGUACAAAUCAGCUCAUCAUAUCACUUAUAGUCUUAGUUGUCAAUACGGCAGUGACUUUGGGAUGUUUGAUUACAUUUAAACGAAUGGAACCGCCUGUACACGAUUGUUAUGAGAUUCGGGAGACAUCUACGGAGGGAAAUAAACCAUCUGAUGAGCUAUCUCAUCAGUUAAACGAUGAAUCUAGUACAGGACAAGAAAUCAUUAGCCUACAACAUAUGGAACAAGCGACACAAUCGAAUUCAGUGGUUUCAGCAACCAAUACUACAAGUUGUAGUCAUUGCAAUCCUGCCAAUUGUCUUACUUUAUUUGACUGUGGAGAUUGUCCAGGCGGUAAACAAAAAUCUCAGCAGCAUCGACAACAAUCUUGUGAUUACACAGGAUUUUGUGAUUAUUGCAACCAAAAACAGCGAAAGGAGUGUGCUAAGAUUAUUGCCUGUUACUGUGAAAAUCAUCAGCAAUCUACAUCAUCAUCAUCAUCAUCUGUACCCCCAAGAAAUCAACAAAUUUCACUACAAAGUGAAUUGGAUAGUAUUCUAACCCAUGGAAAUGGUAUUUGCUUAUGUACAUGGAGACUUGUACACGAUGCUCCCACAGGUAUCUACGUAGUUCUCGAAUUCAUGGAUGGUUGUUUAAAUUCCGGUCAAGGCGUAAUAUUAUUUGUGCUGUUUGGUUUGGAUACAGAUUUAUUCAUUUUUCCAUUGAAACGUUUUUUGACACGUUGGUUCAGUCAAUUUUCUGGUAAACUAUAUCAUGGUACAUUUUUAGAGUCAUUAAAUAAAGAAAAGAUUGAUAAAAAUGAAAUUGAUAAGAUUGUUAAUCAAUUUGUUAAAUUCCAUUUACAAUCAUGUUCAAAAAGAAUUGGUCAUAAGAAAAUUGUUAACUCAAUUCAUUAUGAUAAUGUAUUUUAUCAUUUUGCUCUUGAAGAUUGGUUAAUUGCUGCUGGUAUUACAAAUACUCAUGAGAAUGCUACAUUCUAUAUAAAAUGUCUUGAACUUGGCAAUAUUAUUGUGUGUAUUUCUCCUUUAGUGAAUACAUCUUCAAUGAUGAUGAUGAUGAUGAUAAUGAGUAGUAGUGAUUCACAACGUUUAUUAACAUUUACUAAUUAUGCUUGGGAUCUACAAAAUAUAACCUAUUAA
Messenger RNA from Heterobilharzia americana, 1404 nucleotides. Lineage: Eukaryota; Metazoa; Platyhelminthes; Trematoda; Strigeidida; Schistosomatidae. The record is from the annotation of a GenBank genome assembly.